This is a messenger RNA of Nematocida ausubeli, 846 nucleotides long. RefSeq lists its product as uncharacterized. NCBI's taxonomy places the organism in Eukaryota, Fungi, Microsporidia. The transcript has a single exon. The record is from RefSeq and is a predicted model, not a curated record. Bases 1 to 846 code for a protein of 281 amino acids.
AUGCUGAAAGCGCGGAUUAAAAUAUUUACUGCAGCGGAUAGAAAGAAUGAGAUAUCCCGGUUCGUAUACGUGUCACAAGGGCCUGUGCACUCUGUGCGAGAUGCAAAAGAGGAAAUAGAGGCGAUCUUUUUCAGAGCGUUGAAUAUAAAAAAACACAUAUUGAGCAUUGCAGAUUCUGAAGGCUAUAUAUUCAGCGAGUGGCUGCCUAUUGAUAAAGUGUUUAGUGAUAAAGUAAGUUUGUAUCUGUGUGAUGAAUCAUGCAAUAAGUGCAAAAAUAACGAGGUGGAAGAGUACACCUAUGAAACAGAGGAAGAGUCAAAGGAGAAACAAGAACAGGUGGAAAUAAAAAUAGAAGUUCCUCCUCCAGUAGAAAGUAAGCAGAAAGCUCUACUAAUACCAAAGAAAACAAGCAUGCUUUCAUCUAUUGCAUUUAAAAGAGACUUUAAACGCCCACCAUUCACCGUGCACUCGGGAAAACCCAUAGAAAAAGGAACCAGCCCACAGAAAGAAAGUACAGCCACACCCACUAAAAGUGAAGGGGUUGGCAGUAUUUCAGAGAAGAAAGUUUCCUCAGUAAAUAUUAAUGAAAGCACAUAUGAAGUGAACAACAUUGUAAAGGCAAGCACUCUAAAAGGCGCCUCAAGCCACACAAAAGAAAAUGAAUGCGAUGAAGCCACAGACGACGCAAGCAGCACAAAUAUACCUUCUACUUGCUACAGCACAUCUGCAGACGAAGGCGCGUCUGACAGCAGCACUGGGAGGAAAUACAUUCUGAAAAGAUCCUUGCAAAUGCAGCCAGUUCGAAAAAUGCAGGUGCCUACAAGCCGAUAUGGAAAGAGAAAAUAA